AUGGCCGAAUUCAAGCCUCCGACUUCCUGGCCCCAUCGCAUGGCAAGCUUUCAGUGCCGACAGAUGGAUCUUAAUCGCCUGGUAAUGAACUACCUGGUCUCAGAGGGCUAUCAGGAGGCCGCCAAGCGUUUCAUGGCCGAGGCAAAUGUAGAGCCGGGCCCCCAUAUGGACACCAUUGUGGAUCGAAUGCGUAUCCAGGAGGCUGUGCGUGUGGGUCAAGUGAAGUAUGCCAUGGACCUGGCCAGCCGCAUUUAUCCUUGCAUCUUUGAGACGGAGAAUUACGUGUACUUUCACAUGCAGCAGUUGCGUCUAAUCGAAAUGAUUAGGGAUCAAAAGGUGACUAAGGCCCUGAACUUUGCCCAGAGUCCGUCCUCCGGCUUCGCACAGGUAGAUCCAGAGCGUAAGAAGGAGGUGGAGCGGACUAUGGGUCUGCUGGCCUUUGAUCGGCCUGAGAACAGUCCCUUUGGCGAGCUUAUGUUGUACUCCUACCGACAGAAAGUCGCAGGUGAGAUAAACUCUGCCAUGCUAAGGUGCCAUCAGACGGCCAGCAGGGGCAAGGAUCAUGGUCCCAUGGAGCCUCGGAUGAUUUUCCUCAUCAAACUGAUUUUGUGGGCCCAGGCCAAGUUGGAGAAGGAGGGCUGCACUGACUUCCAAAAGCUGGAUCUGCAGCAUGCUGACUUUGAGGAAGAGUUCCGCCGGAACUUUCAGGUUGGUAAAUAA
Molecule: messenger RNA, 720 nt
Organism: Drosophila serrata
Lineage: Eukaryota; Metazoa; Arthropoda; Insecta; Diptera; Drosophilidae
Product: glucose-induced degradation protein 8 homolog
Molecular function (GO): protein binding
Source: RefSeq, a predicted model, not a curated record